GUCUCAGAACCCAAGGCACUUGCUGGUUUAGGGGAUUCUUUUUUGUGCUGCUAAUUCAUUUGUGGUUCUGUAUUUGGGAAGCGCCUAGGUCAUUCUGAACAUUUAAUUCCCAGGCCUUGGGUUGGAAGAGUUGGUAGUUUGGGCCUGAGCAAGUGCUGGAGAUGGACCAGCCCAUAUUGUACAGCCAAACCUCCUUCCCCAACUUCACCUACAGCCCAGGAGUGGUGCAAGACGGGGGCAAUUACCAGUAUUUGGGCAACUACAAUGCCCCGUCCUACCCGCAGCCGUUCUUCCAUGUCCCUGUUAUAAAAUCAGAAUUUGGUGCCCAUGAGGAAGAAACGCCGGGGAGUUGCCAUGCUGCUUCCUUUGACUGGAACCUGUACCCUCACUUUCAGAUCUCUAACCAGACGGCUUCCAACAGUUCUGGAGAUCCAAGUCCAGAGGGAAGAACUGAGGAGGAUGGUUCUGUCAGUGAAGGGAGGUCCUCCAGUUCCCCUUCCCCCAAUUCUCCCCUGGUGCCUUCCUUUGCCCAAUAUUGGCAUUAUCCCUCCUGGCAGCAGGGGAACCUAACCAACCAAGCUCACACUCUUUUUGAUGGAGGUGAUGAGAAGCCCCAACAGUCUCGUCACAGUCCAACGGCCUCGCUAGGGAGUGGGGCGUCCAACACCGAGGAUGAGGAGGUCCCCAGUGCCAUCUCCAGUAGAGCAGAAAGAGGUCUCUGUAGUCCCUCUCCUAAUAAUGCCUCAUGUGGCCCUGGAACUGAAGAGGAUGGAAUGACCCUUGAGGAGAUGGAAGAGUUUGCCAAGGAGCUGAAACAGAAGCGGGUGGCACUGGGUUAUACCCAAGGAGACAUUGGCCACGCCCUGGGAAUAUUAUACGGGAAGAUGUUCAGCCAGACGACUAUCUGCCGCUUUGAGUCCCUGCAACUGACCUUCAAAAAUAUGUGUAAACUCAAACCCCUAUUGGAGCAGUGGCUGGGAGAGGCGGAGAAUAAUGACAACCUACAGGAGAUGAUCCACAAGGCCCAGAUUGAGGAGCAGAACCGCAAGCGGAAGAUGAGGACCUGCUUUGAUACUGUUCUAAAGGGCCAACUAGAGGGCCACUUCAUGUGCAAUCAGAAACCUGGUGCCAGGGAGCUGACGGAAAUUGCCAAAGAACUGAGUCUGGAGAAAGAUGUGGUGAGGGUCUGGUUCUGCAACCGGCGGCAGAAGGAGAAGAGCAAGUUCAGAAUGUCCAAGGGGCAUGAGUUUGUGGGUGGUGCCAGUCCUGGAUCCAUCCAAUCAGAACACAUUUCUUUCACCCCCAUUCCAGCUAAUUCCCAGGACUAUGGAUUGGCCUCUCUACACCCCAACCGAGCCCCCUUCUACCCACCUCCCUUCCCCAGGAAUGAGCUGUUCCCUCACAUGGCUCCGGGGAUAUCUAUGGGGGUCCUGACCGGCUGAGCCCACUGAUUUUAUUUCCGAAUCUGCUGAACUGGUCUUACUGGGAAUUGUGCUUUUAUUAUUCUUUUAUGGGAGGAGGAGGAGUUGGGGCAGUUGUUGAACUACAGCCCUUGGUUCUGGCUUAGGGAACGUGGAUCUGGGGUCCUCCACAUUGAAUGUUGUCCCUUGUCCUGAUCGUUGUACUUGUAGGGCUGGGGAUGGUUCUUUAAGAGUCCCCAGAGCAGGACUGUUCUAUUACCAGCACUUGUUAAUUUGCACUGCAUUAUGGGAUGGGGGAUUAUUUCUACUAAAGAGACUGGCAUAGGCUUUAAUAAUCUUCCAUAGGUUUAUAGUGUAACGUCUGGAUACAAUGGAACAGCAGUCGGUUCCUCCAAUCCACUCUUUCUGCUACAUUGUAUCAGGGGUAGAACUAUAGUGUCUGUCUGCACUGCUGGAUCUGACUCCAGAAACACAGCCGGACAGAUACUGCUUCUAUACCUCUGGUUACUCAUGCUGUGCUGCUAUGGGUGCCAAUGUUUGUCAGGGAAAUGUUUUUGUUCCUCAAUCGCAUGGAUUGUAAGCUCUUGGGGGUAACUCUUCUGUUUCCAGAAUAUCCAUUGAAUUUUCAUUAAAUGUCUUCCUGCUUUUAUAUUUGCAAUGAAGCUGUGUGUGGGGGGGGAGGGGGUGUACCCUGAAAUGACCCUGGGGGAUGGGUUGGUCGGUACCUUGAAAGGACCCAGGGAGAUAACGAGACAAUUAGGAGCAAUCGUUCCCUGCCUGGCACUGUGGGAGUUAAUCAGCUGCCUGCAUUGGUGAGCAGAGAAGCCUGUUUUGACCUAAAAUAAAGGGGAAGUAAAUAAGUACGGUACAUACAAGGGGAUUGUUGCUUCUAUUGAUGCUAACUGCCACCUAUAAAAUUCUCAUGCUGUAGAUGCGCUUACCCUUUUUUUAAGCGUUAAAGGGACUGGGCAUCUAAAGGCGCCCCCCCGUUCUACAUAAUGCUAUAGGUUUCUACAGGAGACCAAGGACUUUAGCAAUCCAUAUAGUAUUGAUAUUGCAGUUAUUGAUGAUUAGGAGGCACUGCGUCCAGGACCUGUAGAUGGAGCCUGUUCUAACUGUCAGUGCCCAGAGCUUUCUCUUGGAAACGGAUUUAUGUUUCGACUAAACACUGGGAAUUGGGUCAUAAGAUCCCCGGAGCUUUGUUCCUAUAACCUGAUGUGUGAACUGAUUCUUUAAUAAAAACUGCCUUAUUCUUC
This is a messenger RNA of Xenopus laevis (African clawed frog), 2677 nucleotides long. RefSeq names its product POU class 5 homeobox 3, gene 3 L homeolog (gene pou5f3.3.L). Gene Ontology annotation, cellular component: nucleus; transcription regulator complex. Gene Ontology annotation, molecular function: sequence-specific DNA binding; DNA-binding transcription factor activity, RNA polymerase II-specific; DNA-binding transcription factor activity. Lineage: Eukaryota; Metazoa; Chordata; Amphibia; Anura; Pipidae. Gene Ontology annotation, biological process: gastrulation with mouth forming second; regulation of transcription by RNA polymerase II; regulation of DNA-templated transcription. The record is from RefSeq and is marked provisional.